This is a messenger RNA of Xyrauchen texanus (razorback sucker), 4780 nucleotides long. Its product is annotated as beclin-1. The transcript has 12 exons. Gene Ontology annotation, biological process: autophagy; autophagosome assembly; late endosome to vacuole transport. Bases 1305 to 2648 code for a protein of 447 amino acids. Lineage: Eukaryota; Metazoa; Chordata; Actinopteri; Cypriniformes; Catostomidae. Gene Ontology annotation, cellular component: phosphatidylinositol 3-kinase complex, class III, type II; phosphatidylinositol 3-kinase complex, class III, type I; phagophore assembly site. The record is from RefSeq and is a predicted model, not a curated record.
CUGAUUGUUCCCCCCGCAGAUGAAGGUACAUUGUGAUAUCAUAAGAUAAAUAAAUAGGCUAUAUGUACUUUGGAAUAUGCUUCGUCCAAUCAAGGCAAACAGGACAACCCUUUCGUAAAACGUCAUUUCCUCUGUAAACAGAAAACAGGAAAUAAAUGCUCGCUAUCUGCAAUCGGCCUCUGAAAGGUGCGUUAUUAUCAUACCUAACAUCAAAUUAUAAUUGCAACAUUAAUAGUUUUCUCCAGUCUGUUUUAAUUAUUGUAAGUUUUGUGUCAUAUCGUUGUUGUUAACGGUACACUUUUCUAGUUGUGUCGAUGCAGACAAUUGGGCCAAAUCAUAAUCAUCAGUCUUUCAUAAAGUAAAGCGACAAAAGAAGAACGCUGACUUUAUUUUGAAUGAAUUAACGGAGCUGUCUAUAUUUGCCCUACAGUUGAAGCUGAUUUUAGAAAAUAGUACAAGAGCACAAAAUCCAUGGAAAUUAAUUGCUCAAAAUGCGUGGGGACCCUGUACCAUAGUUUUGUUUUUGGACAUGAAGCUUUCUAUUCUUAGAAGUACCCUAGAAUAUCAUGUAAUUACCAUGGUAUAUAUUCACUAUAGUGGUAUUACCAUUUUUGUAAGGUUCGGUGUUGGAUAAGUUACUCAAAAAUAGUAAUCCACUGCAAAUUACUAAUUUUCUCCCAAAAAAAAUCUGAUUAUUAAUUACUUUAGUGGACGGGUAAUCACAUUACUAAUUACUUUAAUUUUAAGUUACAUUUCUAAAACACUUUUCCUUUCAACAAAUUCAAAAUAAUAUCUAUUUUUUCCUCGUUCAUUGUUUUACAUAAUACACUCAGCACCUCACAUUUCUCCCUCACAUUACUCAUUAUAUUAUAGACCUCACUCAUUACAGGUCUAUAAUUCAUGCUUUAAAAUAAUUUGACAUAAAUAAUAUUAUUUCAAAAACAUGUGUAACAGGGGGCCUGGGUAGCUCAGUGAUUAUUGACUACCACCCCUGGAGUUAUGAGUUCAAAUCCAGGGUGUGUUGAGUGACUCCAACCUGGUCUCCUAAGCAACCAAAUUGGCCCGGUUGCUAGGGAGGGUAGAGUCACUUGGGGUAACAUCCUCGUGGUCGCGAUUAGUGGUUCUCACUCUCAAUAGGGCCUGUGGUAAAUUGUGCGUGGAUCGUGGAGAAUAGCAUGAGACUCCACAUGCUGUGAGUCUCAGCGGUUUUAUGCACAACGAGCCACAUGAUAAAAUGCGUGGAUUGACUGCGUCAGAAACGGGCAAUUGAGACUUCUCCUCCGCCACCCAGAUUGAGCAGCAGCAUGGAGGGUUUGAAGUCCUCGUGCAGCACCAUGCAGGUGAGUUUUGUGUGUCAGCGCUGCAGUCAGCCACUGAAGCUCGACACAUCCUUCAACGUGUUAGACAGAGUGACCAUCCAUGAGCUCACCGCUCCAUUAGUGACAGUAACAGCCAGUAAACAGUCAGACAGCAGUGAGGGGAGCAGCAUCCCUGAGGAGACCUUUGUGGAGAGUAAACAGGAUGGCAUCGCCAGAAAAUACAUCCCACCUGCAAGGAUGAUGUCAACUGAAAGCACAAACAGUUUCACUCUUAUUGGAGAAACUUCAGAUGGAGGCACUAUGGAGAACUUGAGCCGCAGACUGAAGGUGACAAGUGAUCUGUUUGACAUCAUAUCUGGUCAGACAGAUGUCGAUCAUCCACUGUGUGAGGAAUGCACUGACACACUCCUGGAUCAUCUGGAUACACAACUCAAUGUCACUGAGAACGAGUGCCAGAAUUACAAGAACUGUUUAGAACUGCUGUCUCAGCUGCCAGAGGAAGAGGAAGUCAGUCUGUUAAAUGAACUACACCAGCUGAAACAAGAGGAAGAAUCUCUCAUCCAGGAGCUGGAGAGUAUCGAGGUGCAGCGUGAAGCUGUUGCUAAAGAUCUGGCAGAGGGUCGGAGCCACAGCCAACAACUGGACACUGAAGAACUGCAAUAUCAGAAGGAGUACUGUGAGUUCAAGCGGCAGCAGUUGGAGUUGGAUGAUGAUAUUAAGAGUGUAGAUAAUCAGAUGCGAUACUGUCAGAUUCAGCUGGACAGACUCAAGAAGACCAAUGUUUUCAACGCCACCUUUCACAUCUGGCACAGUGGGCAGUUUGGAACGAUAAAUAACUUCAGGCUGGGCCGAUUACCCAGUGUACCGGUGGAGUGGAAUGAGAUUAAUGCUGCCUGGGGUCAAACUGUCCUUCUACUGCACGCUCUUGCAAACAAGAUGGGGUUACGCUUUCAGAGAUAUCGUCUAGUUCCAUAUGGAAAUCAUUCCUAUUUGGAAUCUCUCACAGAUAAGUCUAAGGAGAUGCCGCUGUAUUGCUCAGGUGGUCUGCGCUUUUUCUGGGAUAAUAAAUUUGACCAUGCUAUGGUGGCCUUUCUCGACUGCGUCCAGCAGUUUAAAGAGGAGGUGGAGAAGGGUGACACAGGCUUCUGUCUGCCAUACAGAAUGGACGUGGACAAAGGCAAGAUUGAGGACACUGGUGGAAGUGGAGGAUCUUACUCUAUUAAGACUCAGUUUAACUCAGAAGAGCAGUGGACCAAAGCCCUCAAGUUUAUGCUCACCAACCUCAAAUGGGGUCUGGCUUGGGUUUCCUCUCAGUUCUACAGCCGCUAAAUAAAACUACACUGAAAUCUGACCCACUUUACCAAGAAACCACAUGAAAUUGAGUGAUGGAGUCUUCACUCAUGAUGGAGUCUUCACUGAUGUUGCAGUAUUAGUAUGAUAAUGGACUUUUUUUGUGAACUCAAAUCUUCAAUCACAAUGCAACAGUAAAAGGACUAUAUUUAUCUAUUAAACGCAAGUAGUAAUUUAGAAGGAUUUAUUUGUUGUAUUCACUUAAUGUUGUUGAAUUAAAAAGCAUUUCAGGCAACUUGUAAAGUUCACAAGUCCACUCUGUUAUGUGCCAUUUAUUAUGAAAUAUGAAAUGAACCUGCAUUUGUAUCUCAGUAAUUCACACAUGCUGUCAUGUGCUUAGAUCUGUGUUGACGAUUUUCACGCAACCAUGAAGAGCUGUCCAGAGCUGAAAAGACUUUGUAGUUACUCUUUCAGUCACAGAUACCAGAUUAUUGGUUAGGUGUUAGAAUAAUAAAACAAACCAAAAGGGAACUUCUGGUUAAUAUUUUUUCUCUAUAGCAGCUAAUUAUUUUAGGAAAUCUUUCAAGAUUUUUGUAAUAUCUUCAUUGAAGUUUAUUAUUUGAUUAGCUCUAAACUGGCUCUAGGCACAAUGAGCUAACAUAGCAAACUAAAACGCUAUCGCCUUUUAUUUUUCAGACUUUGUAUUGUUAAGCUUUUCCUUAUAGGAAACACAAAUAUGGAGAAAUUCUCCCAUUUAGGUUGCAAAUUGUUCUUCCUCCCUAGCCUUCUGGCCUGCAAAUUCAGUGGAGGAAUUUGUGACCAGACCCAGUAUGAGCCUCAAGUGCUCUAUACUGGGGUAGGGCUCCACAGGCCUAAUUCCCCCUUCAGGCAACUCCCUGGGAUAUAUUUUCAGCGGUACAGUCCCCCUCUUCCCCCGGUCGCUGCGUUUGUAGAGCUCCUCCCUCACCAGGUAGGACCUGCCACCGCUCCACUUCCACGUGUGGCUUGACAACCCAUGUGAUGUAUUGGCCACAUGUUACCUCCCCCCAGGUCUGGGCAUGAUGUGGUCUCCGCAGGGUCUUUUCAUGAAAGAAUAGGAACGGAAAAAAUCACCUUUGAACGCCUAUGAAAGCAUUUCAUAGCGUUAAGAUUGCCAGGCUGGCCGGCUUGCUCCCAUGAUAGUCAUGUCACCUGUUCGACACUAGAUCUACCACUGUAAAUGGCCGUACCUUAUUCUCGGCUCCUCAGUGCAAAAACCUGACUGACAGAUGCACACCCACUUCCAUUAAUACCAUAUAAAUUCCGUCUGGGGGCGGAACAUGCAUAUUCUGUCUGCCAAUUUCUCAUUGGCCUUUUCUCAAGUUCAGAGGUAUGUGAGGCUCUCAAGAAAAGACCCCUUGAGUCACUACAUUCGACAUGCCUCGUUCCCUCCAUCAGGGAACAGAGGUUACAACAGUAACCAUGACGUUUUCAUUAAUCAAUUAACGUUACACAAAUUCCAGUAAACAGAAAAAAGCUAAAUCAAUAUUUGGUGUGAACACUUUUGCAUUCAGAACAGCCCUAAUUAUCCUACUUACAUCUGGACACAGUUUUUCUUGGUUGUUGGCAGAUAGGAUGUUCCAAGCUUCUUGGAGAAAUUUUAUUUAUUUAGGCUGUCUCAAUGACUUCUGUUUCUUUGUGUAAUCCCAGUCUGACCCGAUGUUCUGUAUGAGGCUCUGUGAGGGCAAUGCGAUCUGUUGCAGGGCUCCCUGUUCUUCUAUUCUUUUCUAUUUGCAUAAGGAAUGUUUGGGAGUAUAAAAUGUAUAUUUCCUAUUGACACACUAAAGCUGAAGACAUAAAUAACCAUCUUAAGACAAAUGUUUUUGUGAAAUAUCUUAUGUGCCUAAGACUUUUUGCACAGUACCAUAUGUAGGUGCCAGGUUUGGGUUGAUGUCUUUUAUUUUGAAAUUUUUACUUUCAAUUUGUUACGUCACUUGUUGUAGGUGCAUAUUACCUGUUAGUUUGCGUGUGCUUAGUAUGUAGGAAGGGGGUGAGUUGCUGGGACGCUCACUUUCUGUUGACCGUUUUCAUUUCAUUUAGCUUAGCUUAAUUUCAUUUCAUUUCAUUUCAUUUCAUUUCAUUGCAUUUUUGCUUACUUUACUGUCAACAUCCAUCAUGUUCGUUUCAAUGUU